Molecule: messenger RNA, 2837 nt
Organism: Phoenix dactylifera (date palm)
Lineage: Eukaryota; Viridiplantae; Streptophyta; Magnoliopsida; Arecales; Arecaceae
Source: RefSeq, a predicted model, not a curated record
GAACCCACUUCUGGCAGAUCAUAGCCAUAAUUGUACCACGUGCAUUGCGCAUGCCAAACACUUGUUUGGCUUGAACUAUGGGACCAUAGAUCAUUCUGCCCACUAGACAUUAGAAGGUCCAUGUAGGCAUCCAUGUGGCCUGAUCUAUCUUCUUUUCUGAACCUUAUCUAUGGAUUGCAAGUAGCAUUAGUCCUCUUCUUGCUUAUUUUCUGUGGCUGGCGUUUCUCCAUGCAACUCAUGGAUGAGCUUUAAAUAGCGAGAAUUCUCAAAACAAUGGGGGCCUCACAAAAUAAGAAAAGCUCCACCCCAGAAACUCCAGUGGGACAAAGUUCAGCAGGUUUCUCCACUGCAGUGUCGUAAAUUACAGUCAUGGCCCCCCCUCCAAAAGCACUUCUCUUAGCCCUUCCACACAAUGGAAUUGUUUUGGGAGAUGACUGCCGUUCUUCUCCAAAUUCUAACACGAGAGGGAGAGAGAGAGAGACUCCUAAGCAAUUGCAAGUUUCUCCAACACAAGCACAGGUUUUUCUCUAAAAGCUUCUCUCUUCAUACCGACCAGUACUGCUCGCUAGAAGUGAUGAAGACCGCUUCCAGAUCCCAUUCAUCCAGAAGUUAUUUAAUUCAUCAUCCCACUCAGUACCUGUUUGAACUGUUUGGAGCCCAUGAAAGCUAUUUUCAGACCAUUCCGCAAAGUUCUGUAAGUUAACAACUAGUUUAGUUUAUGGUGUUGUCUCUGUUCCUCUGCCCACCAAGGUAAUUAUAUUAUGGCAGGAAGUUUAUCCCUUCAUCAGACCCAACAGUUCAUAGCACCACCAAACAACAUCCCACAAGUCUCAGAAAAUAGACCCAGAGAGCAAACUUCAUUUCCCCCCUUACCACACCAACUCAAAACCAUAUUAGAAUUCAGGAAGGUCCAUGCCCAAUACAUUAAGCUUGGACUGGACCGAGUUCCCCGUCAUGCCGGAGAUCUCCUUUCCGCCUGUGCUCUCUCUGACUGGGGCAGCAUGGACUAUGCCUGCUCGAUCUUCCUCAGUCUUGAUGACCCAGGGACAUUCGACUUCAACACCAUGAUCAGAGCUCAUGUUAAAGACAAUGACCCAGAGGCAGCACUCCUUUUGUACAAAGAGACGCAGGAGAGAAUUGUCAGGCCUGACAACUUCACCUUCCCUUUCGCCCUCAAGGCUUGUGCUCAGCUCUCAGCCGCUGGAGAAGGAAUGCAGAUCCAUGGGCAUGUAACAAAACUUGGAUUUCAAUGUGAUAUCUUUGUCCAGAAUAGUCUGAUAUACAUGUAUGGCAAGUGUGGGGAGAUCAAUCUCUGUUGCAGAGUGUUCAAGCAAAUGGGCUCUGAUAGGACUGUUGCUUCUUGGAGUGCUAUUCUUGCAGCUCACACCAGAAUGGGCUUAUGGAAUGAGUGCCUGAAGCUCUUUGCGAUGAUGACCGCAGAAGGUCUGAGAGCUGAUGAGAGCUCCAUGGUUAGCGCUCUCUCCUCGUGUGCACAUUUGGGCACGUAUGAUCUUGGUAGAAGCAUCCAUUGUUCUUUACUCAGAAAUAUUAGUGGACUCAAUGUAAUAGUUCAAACUUCAUUGAUCGAUAUGUACCUCAAAUGUGGGUGCCUGGAGAAGGGGAUGGCAAUCUUUGAUAGGAUGCCUCAGAGGAACAAAUGGACAUUCAGUGCUGUGAUCUCGGGGCUGGCGAUGCAUGGGGAUGGCGAGAAGGUUCUGCAGAUCUUGUCAAACAUGCUCAAGGAAGGCAUAGAACCAGAUGAAGCCAUCUAUGUGGGAGUCCUGAGUGCUUGCAGCCAUGCUGGACUGCUUGAAGACGGGUUCUGGUGCUUUGAUCAAAUGCGGCUUGAACAUCGGAUCAUACCUAAUGCUCAGCAUUAUGGUUGCAUGGUGGAUCUCAUAAGCCAAGCUGGGAAGCUGAACGAGGCCUACGAGAUGAUCAGGAGCAUGCCAAUGGGGCCAACCGAUGUGGCUUGGCGCUGCCUACUGAAUGCCUGCAAAAUUCAUGGAAACCUGGAGCUUGCAGAAUGUGCCCAUAAAAAUCUAAUGCAGCUAGAUGUUCAUAAUGCAGGAGAUCACAUAAUUUUAUCAAAUAUGUAUGCUGAAGCACAAAGAUGGGAUGAUGCAGCAAGGAUCAGAGCAGAAAUGGCGGAUAGAGGAGUGCUGCAGGUUCCAGGAUACAGCAGGGUGGAGGUGAAGGGCAGGAUGCAUACCUUUGUUUCGCAUGACAAGUCGCACCCCAAGAAUGAUGAAGUUUAUGAGAUGCUCCAUCAGAUGGAAUGGCAGCUCAGAUUUGAGGGCUACACCCCUGACACAUCCCUUGUGCACAGCCAGAAGCUAGCAAUUGCUUUCUCCCUUGUAAAUACAAGCUAUGGGACUCUGAUACGGGUAGUUACAAACCUGAGAAUGAAUAAAGAGUGUCAUACCUACACUGCACUGAUUUCGAAGAUAUUUGAGCGGGAGAUAAUCAUCAGGGAUCACAACCGAUUCCACUGCUUUAGGCAAGGGGCAUGCUCUUGCGGAGGUUACUGGUGACGGGUAAACAUCUUUCAUCUGAAGCAAUUGCCUUACCAUCACUGAUCUUUCGAGCUUAAGCAAUUUCUUUAUCAAAUGUGAUUAAUGAAGCAACAAAAGGAAUUUCCAAGCAUCAAGAGGUCAAAUCUACUUGCACAUUUAACAUUGUUUCUCAAAGUCUGCAAUUUGUUUAUGAUGCUAUGGAUCUAUUUUAUCUUUUUCCUCCUUGUAGCUCUAUGGGAAAAAUAAUUGAAAAUGUGAAGGAAGUUUAAGCUUGGCAACACAUAAAUCUCUAGUCAAAGAACUGGAACACAGUAGAACAUA